Messenger RNA from Cyprinodon variegatus (sheepshead minnow), 455 nucleotides. Its product is annotated as RNA-binding protein Raly-like. The transcript is spliced from 2 exons. Gene Ontology annotation, molecular function: RNA binding. Gene Ontology annotation, cellular component: nucleus. Lineage: Eukaryota; Metazoa; Chordata; Actinopteri; Cyprinodontiformes; Cyprinodontidae. The record is from RefSeq and is a predicted model, not a curated record. The annotation marks the transcript as partial.
UGGACACAGACAGGAGGGAGAAAAUGGGGGACGAUGAUGAUGAAGAAGAAAGUGGAGAAGAGAUAGAAGAACCACAGAGUAAAAAACAGACAUGGUGUUAAUGAAAACUGGAGAUGAGAAGCAUUGGGAAGAAACCUCUCUGUCCUGUGAUACGUUCAUCUGUCACCCAAGACACCACCUCCCCAACAUGUCGCUUAAGGUCCAGACUAGUAAUGUGACAAACAAGACAGAUCCCAAGUCCAUCAACUCCCGAGUGUUUAUUGGAAACUUAAACACGGCGGUGGUGAAGAAAUCUGAUGUAGAAAGCAUCUUUUCCAAAUAUGGCAGAGUGCUGGGCUGCUCUGUGCACAAAGGGUUCGCCUUCGUCCAGUAUGCCAGCGAGAGGCACGCACGGGGGGCUGUGAUCGGGGAGAACGGCAGGGUGCUUGCAGGGCAAACCCUGGGUGAGUCAACUA